AUGAGCUCGCAGACCGUUCCUCGGACAAGGAGGAGCGGAUUGUUCUCCCUGAGGCGCCCGUCGGCGGUGAAGAAAUUGGCACCUUCCGACAGCGGCGUCGGCGUUGACAACGGGACUUCCACGAAGCCCUCCUCUCCAGAUCAUCCAGUGUGAGGAAUUGGCCUAGCUUAGAUCGUGGUUUCUCAUCGGAGCUUCAUGUUCUGACUUUCGUUUUUGCUGGAAACGAAAAUGAGCAGGGCAAACGGCGGUGAGAGGACAGUGAAGAAGCUAAGGCUGUCAAAAGCUGUAACCAUCCCGGAAGCAACAAAGGUUUCUGAUGCCUGCAGAAGGAUGGCCACCCGCCGGGUGGAUGCCGUGCUUCUCACGGAUGCAACUGGCUUGCUCUCUGGGAUUAUUACGGAUAAGGUUCUCUUUCCUCUUGGUGCACGAGUUCGUUAUCCUAGUUUUCCUUUAAAAUCAAAAGUAUGAUGACCGACGUUUGUAUGGUUUUGGGACAUUCUGUUGGCUCAGGAUAUUGCUAUUAGGGUGAUAGCGGAGGGAUUAAGGCCAGAGCAAACAGUCGCCUCGAGGAUCAUGACGAGGAAUCCAAUUUUUGUCUCAUCGGGGACUCUAGCAAUUGAGGCUUUGCAGAAGAUGAUCCAAGGUUACUGUUUUCCUCUCUUCGGGCAGCGAUAAUCUUUUAAAUUCUUGUGUUCUUUUACUUUAUCAAUACUGUUUUAGAUGUUAGUAGUAUUUAUCCCUUCUUAGUAUAAAAUUCACAUGGAGAAGGAAAUGAUGGGUGUUAACUAACUAGACGGAAAAAAUCCUUAUCUCCAACUCUAGACGGAAAAGUAGCGUGCGUUUUGCCUCAUUAAUUACGACAGGAAAAUAUUUGACUUAGCGUAUCUGAAGAAUCAUAACUGAAAUUCGUGAGCUCUUGAAACAUCAUGGAGAUGGACAUUGUGGAAUUUCGGGAAGACCAAAAUGCAAGUCCAUUCAUCUGGAAAUGUAUACAUUGACGUGAGGCUGAUUGGGAACGUGUACAUUGUUUGAUAACACUGAUAGAUACACCAUGUAGUAUCAUCACCUAUUUAAUUAUAUUUAUCUGGUUCUGCCUUAUCUUUCCCCCGAUUAGAGGAUACUUAUUUUGAUUACGAGUGAUCUCAAUCAAUGUAUUAUUUAAUGUAAUGCUUGCUCAAUGGUUCUGUGCUUUGCAUUGGGAGAAUGAACAUGAGGGUUUAUGAAAUGGAGAGGUUUAGGUUGUUAUCGAUGUUUGCUAACUUUUCUAGAUUGAUGAUUAUUCUGAGGAUUUUAUUCUGAGAUGGAAAUUUACUUCCAGGGGUUCUGUUUAGAUUUGAUUCAAGUUCGUAUCGCUGUGCCUAUAUCUAACUCUAGUGUCCCCAGUCAGAGAAGUUAUUUUCUGGCUCUGCUGUGUAGCGCAUGGAUCGAGCACAUUGGAAUAACCCAUAUGAAGAGCAUAAAUCUAGAAAGUAUGUUUGCGUUCUUGAUCAUUUUGUGUCCGUCAUGGAAGCUAUCAGCAUUAACGCGGACAGUGGAGGUUCUCUGAGGGUGGAGAUAUGUUGAAAAACUAACAUUUUGUGCAUAAAUGGUGAUUUUUCUUUAUGGUGAGAAACUGUGAAUUCUUUUUGGAUGAUUUUAAGACUUUAUUAGUUGCUUUUAUGUUGAAUAGAGAGUACGGCGGAUAUCCCAAACUAAGGCCUCUCGUAAAUUUGUUUCAGUUCUACUCUGUUUUUAUUGGGACAUUGAUUCUAUUGUCUCAUGACACGGUGAAUGCGGUACCAUCUCGAAAACUAGUCAUUAUAUCUUGAAACUACAGUCUGCUUAAAAAGUUCGUGCCUUUUCGUGCGAAAUCUAUUAUCUAAUCUUUAUCGGUCCUUUUUUUAGAGUUAAAAUGUGAUAGCAUUUUUUAUGUUAUUUUCCUUAAAGAAGUGUUGAUAAAAAAAUGCUUAUUAUUGUGCCCUUCGACUCUUUUAUGUUAUUUUAUUGUAGGGAAAUUUAGGCACCUUCCAGUUGUGGAAAAUGGGGAGGUUAUUGCCUUGUUAGACAUUACAAAAUGUCUAUAUGAUGCUAUAUCGCGGAUGGAAAAGGCAGCAGAGCAAGGGAGUGCUAUUGCAGCUGCGGUAGAAGGGGUGGAGCGUCAGUGGGGAAGCGACUUUUCUGGUCAAUAACUAUCUGCUUAUGGAUUUCCUAGACUGUACCUAAUGUUGAUUGAAUUUCUACAGUUCCUUUUGUAUUUGCUGUCGCAAAUAGUUUACAUGAACGCAAUUUCAUUCGAACAGUGUUACUUUUGUGCUGUAAUAUAUUAUUUUCUUUGUAGACUCUUUUCUCCCUGGAGCAAGUUUUUUUAUAAUAUUAAUGACUUUUUAUCCUGUUUUAUUAUGGUAUUGUGUUAUUCUUGCAUUCAACGACAUUUUCUCAAAACCCACGCUUUACUUUGUUACACUUGACUGGAAGAAUUAAUACAUAGAUAUCAGCUACAUAAAACAUAGGAAGAUUAGCUUGGCUGACACUCAUAUUUCUUUUGACGUUCUUGAGUUUUCGUUGCUAUUUAUGGCUGCAGCUCAGUAUGCUUUCAUUGAAACACUUCGGGAGAGAAUGUUUAAGCCUUCUUUGUCGACCAUCAUCUCUGAGAGCCCCAAGUAAUAUUUUUACAGAGUAUUGCUAAUUUAGUUCUAUUCUAAUCCUAGUUUCAUGGAUUGAUACAGUUUUCUUGUCUUUGUAAAGAGCUGCCAUAGUAUCCCUAUCAGAUCCGGUAUAUGUUGCUGCCAAAAGGAUGCGUGAUCUUCGAGCUAGUUCAGUGAUUAUUGUGUCAGGGGGCAAGCCUCAGGGAAUUCUCACGUAUGCUUUUUGCUUGAUUGCCUUCCAUUUUCUCUAGCUGUGUGGAUGUUUUUGUAGUCAUGUGUGAUCAGCCUCCAGCUCAGACUUUCACAAUUUUUUUGUAUAUUUUCAGUUCAAAAGAUAUCCUUAUGAGGGUAGUUGCCCAGCGUCUUUCACCAGAGCUCACUCUUGUUGAGAAGGUUCCUGUCAGCAUAACUUUGUCCUCGUUGCUUUUUAAACGCCGUUUUUUCUGUUUGAAGUAUUCUGUUAAUCCAUAGAUGUCUGGAGGUUCCCAUAACAUGAUGAUGGUGCAGAAUGACAAGUAUGUACUGUCAAAGAUAAGCACUUGCUUUAAUGUACAAUCAUGUCUUCCGUAAUUAAUUCAGAAAGAUAGAUCCUCAAUAUCAAUCUGUGAUCCAAACUUAUCUGAUAAUUAGUGUAUUAUUUUCAAAGCCAAAUUGUCUCAGAUUUUCUAUGUUCGAAAACUUAGAUCAUAAGAACUUGUCAGCACUAUGCUUUUGCCGCCCAUAAAAUUCAAAUAAAUUUAUUGAUGCUUUGUAGUGAUUAAGAACUAAACUUCUAGUUCUCAAUUGAUGUGGAUUUCAGUCAUACAUAUAGAACAUACGAUGAAUCAUAAAUGAUUCACCAACUCAUUAUACGAAUAAUAUCCAAAUUCCAAAUAGGCUCUCUAUAUAACUUGUGUAAAGGAUAAGAAGUUCUUGGUAAGAUUAAAGAAAUAACUUUUUCUUCUUCCAUAUAAAAACUCAGCAACGGACCGUUAAUCACAUUAAAAACAUUCAUUCUAGCUUAUUGCUGAGUCUAAGACGAGAGAACCUUCCCUCUAAAUUAAUGGUGGGGUUCACACAUAUUCCUCAAAAUUCAUAGGAUUUUUGAACAUAUUUUCAAAAUUUAGAUGAUUGAUUUGCGCGAAGAACAUCUGAAACAACAUGACAUCUAUCUUCGUCACCCAGACUUUCUGCCUUGUGUUUCUACAUCCUUUCAAUACUAUGUUUUUACGGAAUUUUUUUAAUGCUCAAAUCGAAUUUUAUUGCGCACACUACCGGUGGUUGCAUCCAAUUUCUUUUUUAAGUUUAGCAUGCAAGGAUUUAUAAGCUUCAUUAAAUGAUACUCCGUUGCUAAUUUUUCUGCUAUCUCAUUUUUCCAACGAUUUAUUUGCUGAAGGUUAUGACAGCAAAUCCUGAGUGUGCAACUGUAGACACCACUAUUCUCGAUGCUCUUCAUAUGCUCCACGAUGGAAAGUUUCUGCAUAUUCCUGUUCUUGACAAGGGUGAGCGAACUCUUCUUUUGCCUUCAAUGAUUCGAUGCCCUUUAUGGGUUCUGUAUGCUAAUCUGUUGCAGUUUCUGUCCAGAGGGAUCUGUUGUCGCCUGUGUGGAUGUUUUGCAGCUAACCCAUGCAGCAAUUUCUUCCGUAAGAAAAAUAAAUAUGACUCUUCGAUUUUCCAAACUUGUUCUUCUAUAUGUUUUCAUAAUUUUUAAUUUUCCCCGAAUUUCCCAUCUCCAGGUGAGUGGUGAUGGCGCCAUUAAUGGCGCUGCAGACACUAUGAUGCAUAAGUUCUGGGAUUCUGUUCUCACUCUGGAUCCCCCGGACAAUGUAUCAGAAACCAACAGGUACUCUCCUCCUCAGAACAAUACCAAAUUUGAAAUUAUACAGAAAAAUAAUAAUUAUGUGAUCAUAUAGGUUAUGUAUAUAAAUAAAUAAAUAAAUAAAUUGGCUUAAGCUUCUCUCUGUCGUUUGGCUUUGAGUAGAAUGACUCAGUAAUCGCCACCAAUGGCGACCUCUGUUCAUCUUCUUGCCUCUUGUAGUGAAGCCUCUGGGUUCAUGGCAUCUGAAGGGCCUGCGUAUCCCUCUCUCGCCCUGGGGAGCUCCUUCGCCUUCAAGUUUGAGGACCACAAGGGCCGAGUGCACAGAUUCAACUGCGGUAAAUCCAAUCUCUGCCUGCCAGAUCCAUGAAAUCGUGACGACACACUCUUGGUCAACGUCGCCUCAUUGCAGGUUCAGAGCACUUGGGCGAGCUAGUUUCGGCCAUUGCCCAAAGAACUGGAGUUGACUUUUGUCAAGAUGCUCCCCAGCUCCUGGUCAGCGAUGCCUCCUCCUUCUCCCCCUGAAUCAUGCCAUCAUGUUGUUGCCGUCUGAAAUCUGCUACUCGGUGUGUUUUCUUUCUCGCAGUACGAAGAUGAUGAAGGCGACCGGGUUCUGUUAUCCACAGAUGCCGACCUCAGGGGUGCUGUGAAUCAUGCGAGAAUCUCUGGGUGGAAGGUGAUUUUUUAUAUAUAUAUUUUAUUAACGGAAAUAUGUUCACCUUUUUUUAAUAUAUUUUAUACUCAUUUUAUUAGACUUGAUCAUGGGCCCAUUUAAUGGCCGGCCCAUUGGCCAUCUGCCCCUGCCCUGCACGUCCCCCUUCUUCUGACUGUUCUCCCUCCUUCCGGGCUUCUCUUCAGGUCGUAAGACUGUACAUUGAUUCUUCAGACGGGAAGACACAGCCCUCUGAUGUCUCCGCCGCCGGAGAAGCCCGGCCGCCGCUGCCGCCGCCGCCGCCGCCGCCGCCGUUCAGGAAGGGCGUUUUAGCUGGCGUCAUCCUGCUGACUGGCAUCGCCGUGACAGUCGUCUACCUGAGGCGAUCCAAGCGGUGA
This is a messenger RNA of Spirodela intermedia, 5469 nucleotides long. The record is from the annotation of a GenBank genome assembly. Lineage: Eukaryota; Viridiplantae; Streptophyta; Magnoliopsida; Alismatales; Araceae.